Molecule: messenger RNA, 3237 nt
Organism: Auxenochlorella protothecoides
Lineage: Eukaryota; Viridiplantae; Chlorophyta; Trebouxiophyceae; Chlorellales; Chlorellaceae
Exons: 15
Coding region: 1-3237 (1078 amino acids)
Source: RefSeq, a predicted model, not a curated record
AUGGGUCCCGCGCUCAGGCUGCCUGCCGUGUUCCAGAAGCCGUUUGUGAGGGUCGGCAUCCAGCUGGGAACGGGGACACUCCUCAUCAUGGCCACCGUCAGCCCUGCCAAGGUCUGGAACGCGCUGUCCCUGGACCCGGUGGUCGCCACCCCCGCCCUCUCCCUGCUGCUGUACUACGUGGGGGGGUUGAUUGCGAUGGGCGCAGGGCUUUCCGUCCUCAGCGUCUGCACGGACAUCCUGCUGUCCUCCACACUGGGCAUCGGGGCGGGGAUGGGCAUCGCCUAUGCAGCGCUGGCCAUCAACGGGGGCAGCACCGACAACACCACCACCCGGGCUGCUGUGGUGUUGUGCCUGUCAGGGGCCUAUGUCAUGGCAGCAACCAUCUUGCGCUUCCGCUUCAAGACGUACAGCCUGUUCUGGCUGAUCAACCUGGUCACCACCGGCCUCUCGGUGGCCGCAAACUACCACACGCUGGCCCCCUACUGGAAAUUCCCGGUGCACUGGCUGUAUUAUACCCUCAUCUGCUGCUCCACAAACCUCCUCGUGGCCAUGCUGGUCCUGCCCCAGACUGCAGGCAACGUCAUACGAGGCUCCCUGGCGGGCGGGUUAGUGAGUCUGGGCCAGACGUUCAUUGUGGCCAUCGAUCAGAUGACGGACGAGAUCGACCCGGAUUCUGGCCUCCUCAAAGCCCGCUCCGGGGACACGCUCACCCGCUUGGGCAUCGACGAGGGUCUGUGGCACAGCUGCAUCUGCAAGCUGUACGCGGCGGCAAGCGUGACCGGCGCGGCCGUGACCAACGUGUGGAAGUGGGAGGCCGCCGCGAAGCUGGAGUGGGACGUGUACCGCCGCCAGCACGUCUUCCCCUCCCGCCACUUUGACCUGGCCACUCUGCUACUGAGGAGCACGCUUUCCAGCUUCAUGAUGGUGGUCUACCCGCUGCAGACGGGGCGCAUGGACUGCCGCCUGACCAGGCAGGUUUAUUUUUGGGGAAAGGGGAGGAGGGGUCCCAAGUUUGGGAGGCAACACGCCGGUCCGUUGCGCACGCUGGCCGCCGCCAUGGCAGCCUGCUGCACGGCCCUGGCGGAGGUGCUGCGGGGCCGCAGCCCGCUGGCGGGCGCCACCCCCGCCCUGCUGCAGAUGGAGUCCGCCUACGUGGCGCUUGUGGACGCGGCGGCCGAGGCCAUGGAGGGCGGCGAGGGGGACCUCUCGGGGCGGGCGGUGUCCUUCAGUAUGCUCAUGGCCACCCUGUACACCGUGUGCACGCGGCUCCGGCGGCUGUACCUGUGCAUGGCCGGCGCGCUGGGGAAGGACGACCCCGGCGCGGGCGCCGCCCUGCACGCCCACUUCCGGCGGGAGGGCAGCGUGCACUGGCACUUCCCCGCCUUCAUGGAGCGCGUGCGGCGGGGUCGUGGCGCGCGCGACGCGACGCCGCUGGCUGUCCUCCGCGACUCGCUGCUGGGAGGCGGCGGGGAGGAGAGUGCGACCCCCCGCUCCACACCCUCCUCCAUGCGCGCCUACCUGGCGGCGCAGCGCCCGGCGCUCAAGGUGCUGCCGCUGGUGGAGAGGCGCCCCUCUGCCUGGCGGCAGGGCCUGGACGCCCUGCGCCGCCGCACCGGGGUCGACACCAACCACCUCGCCCUGGGGCUGCAGGUGGGGACCAGGGCGGCGCAGCGCCGGGCGCUCAAGGUGCUGCCGCUGGUGGAGAGGCGCCCCUCUGCCUGGCGGCAGGGCCUGGACGCCCUGCGCCGCCGCACCGGGGUCGACACCAACCACCUCGCCCUGGGGCUGCAGGGCACCGUGGCUUUCACAGUCAUCAUGGUCAUGACCGUGGUCCCCCACGUGAACGCCAAGUUCGACAACCGCCUGCUCUGGGCGCUCUUCAUCGUGAUCACCAUCCUGGAGCCCAUGACAGGCGGGGUGUGGCUCAAGGGCUCGCAGCGAUUUCUUGGCACGGUGCUGGGCGUAGCCCUGGGUCUGGCUGCCCUGUAUUUCACUUACCUCUGCAACGGGCUGACCUACGCCUCCCACCCGCAGAAGUAUAUCGUCAUGUCCCUGUCUCUGGCCGUGAUAUCUGGGAUCGUCGCCGGGUGUGCCCUACGCUUCCCCCGCUUCUUCUACGGCUUCCUGAUCACCGACAUCAUCCUCGCGGUGGUGGCGCUGCCCGGGUACCACACUCCCACCCCCAUGCCGGAGGUUGCACUGUGGCGCCUGGUCACCACCGUCCUGGGCGUGGCGGUGAACAUGCUGUGCGCCACAGCGCUGUUCCCUGUCACCGGGCGCAGCACCUACUCGGCCCUCAUGGUGGCCACGCUGGAGGGGCUGGGCGGCGUGCUGGACCACGCCUGCCACAGCCUACUCCCACACGGCGACGCCGUCCUUCAGCCGGUGGACCGCAUGCUCUCCCACCCCGGGUCGAGGUACAUGGAGUUGAGCCCGGCAGGGGAGUCCUUCAAGAUGCUUGGGGGGGACUACAUGGACAGCGUGCCCCUGGGCAAGACUGUGGGCCAGAACAUCGGGGCAAUGGCCGCGCUGGACCAGGCCCUGCACUACGAGUACUACCCCUUCAGCAAGGUCAAGCGGUUUCCCUUUGUUGCGGCGGGCAGGGCGCAGAAGUUGUGCCGCCACAUGCUCAAUGUGUCCUCCUCCUUCCUUUCCGCGCUGGACAGCCACGACACACACAGCGCGCCCAUGCUCAUCCCAGUGGCGGCGGAGCUGGAGGAUGUCAUCCAGCAGCUGAAGGCCUGCAUGUCGGCCCUGGCAGGCAUCGUGCAGCAAACAGUCAGCGUAGACAGAGCCGUGGACAUGGUAAUCAAUCUGGAGGACCUGACGCAGCACCUCUUCCUGUCCGUGCUUUCCCAGGGGACCUCCACAGACAGCCGGGCCGGGCCCGACACCAUUCUGGGCGUGACAUUUCUGGCCAUGCUCUUCAACGCCGCCUACGUGGUACGGCUGCUGUGCGUCGCCCUGGUCCAGGCCUUCUCACCCGACGACAUGGAGGCCCUGGCGCAUGCCUCCAUGCUCUCCGACUCGACACGCUGGGCUGUGGACGAGCAGCUGAUGGUGCUGUGCAGUGACAUGAUGGCUGCCGCCCUGUACCCCGACAGCGGCGAGGAGGAGGAGGACAGCGAGGACCCCGCCCCCUUGCAGGGCGAUGCCACCACUGGGUGGGAGGGCGAGCUGGCGUCCGCCAGCCGGCUUAUGCAAGAGGACCCCCCCAUGACGAAAUUCGCCUGGUAG